Molecule: messenger RNA, 3941 nt
Organism: Hemibagrus wyckioides
Lineage: Eukaryota; Metazoa; Chordata; Actinopteri; Siluriformes; Bagridae
Gene: kiss1ra
Product: KISS1 receptor a
Exons: 5
Coding region: 223-1326 (367 amino acids)
Biological process (GO): neuropeptide signaling pathway
Cellular component (GO): membrane
Molecular function (GO): G protein-coupled peptide receptor activity
Source: RefSeq, a predicted model, not a curated record
UCUUCAGCCCUGCUGAUGCCCACGUGUAUUCAGGCUCAGUAUAAAUCAGAUGCAAACUUGCCUCAGAGUGGACGCAGCUCAGGAAGCUCCUUUUUUUUCAGAAAGAAUAGAAGAGCAUCCCGUUCAGAUAAGUUUACAAUUUUUCAGAUCAGCCAUUUUACACACUGUUGACAUAUACCCUAAGGGAAGAACCUAUCAAAAUAAAAAACUUUAGGAGCCACCAUGUUCUCCAGUGAGAUGUGGAACUCUUCAGAGAUGCUGCUGAAUGAUUCUGCAAGAAACUUGUCCUUGGAGGAGGUGGAAGAAGGUGAGCAUCCUUUCCUGACAGAUGCCUGGCUGGUGCCACUCUUUUUUUCACUCAUCAUGCUGGUGGGACUCGUAGGGAACUCCCUGGUCAUCUAUGUAAUCUCCAAACACAGGCAGAUGAGGACUGCUACCAACUUCUACAUUGCUAACCUGGCUGCCACAGAUAUCAUCUUCCUGGUGUGUUGUGUACCAUUCACAGCUACCCUUUACCCACUGCCUGGGUGGAUCUUCGGCGACUUCAUGUGCAAAUUUGUUGCUUUUCUUCAGCAGGUGACGGUCCAGGCCACGUGCAUCACACUGACAGCAAUGAGUGGGGAUCGUUGCUAUGUGACUGUGUACCCCUUGAAAUCUCUACGUCAUCGUACUUCACGGGUUGCCAUGAUUGUAAGCGUCUGCAUCUGGAUUGGCUCUUUCAUUCUGUCCACCCCAAUUUUAAUGUAUCAAAGGCUUGAGGAUGGCUACUGGUAUGGUCCAAGACAGUACUGCAUGGAGCGCUUUCCCUCAAAGACACAUGAAAGAGCCUUCAUACUGUACCAGUUCAUAGCUGUCUAUCUGCUGCCUGUUCUAACGAUCUCAUUCUGCUACUCCUUCAUGUUGAAGAGGGUGGGCCAGCCAACUGUAGAGCCCGUUGAUAAUAACCACCAGGUGCACCUGCUCUCUGAGAGAACCAUUUCCAUCAGGAGUAAGGUUUCCAAAAUGGUGGUGGUCAUCGUGGUGCUCUUUACGAUCUGCUGGGGUCCAAUUCAAAUCUUUGUCCUCUUUCAGUCUUUCUACCCGAACUUUAAGGUCAAUUACGCCACAUAUAAGAUCAAGACAUGGGCCAACUGUAUGUCGUAUGCCAACUCGUCUAUCAACCCCAUCGUGUACGGCUUCAUGGGAGCCAGCUUCCGAAAGUCCUUCAGGAAGACUUUCCCCUUCCUCUUCAGGCAUGCGGUGAGGGACAGCAGCGUAAUCUCCCGUACAGCAAACGCAGAAAUUAAAUUUGUUGCAACAGACGAGAGCAAUACCGAAAGAAAAUGAGCAGCAGGCAUGGAUGAGAAUUAGCGCCUCCAUCUGCACAUAGCCAAAUGCUUAAUUGCUGGCACGUCCUGCACCAAAACAAACUGAUGAAUUUGGAAAUUACAUGAUUUCUUCAGGGAGAGCCAGUGUGCAUAAUAAAGAGAUGUACAAUGACCUGGAAAAGCACAUUUGCAUGCUAAUUCCUUGAUGAAUACUUAACCUUUGACAAGCACAGCACAUGACCAACAUGAAUUAUGAAUUAGAUUAAAUGAGAUUUAAUACAACUUGUAAUUUUACAUAAACAGCGGAUGCUAGCAGUAACAUGAAUGGGAUAUAAAUCAGAGAGGCCAAGGUCUUUCCCGGACGAAAGGCUGUUCUGACAAACAGUGCUGUGCAGGAACCUGCCAGAGAGGAUGUUAUCUGAAUGAUCCAUGGAGACUCAUGACUCAUUGAUUGAGAUUAAGACAUAGGUUGGUCCUGCACCUCCCUGUGUACACACACGCUACAACCGACUAUAACCCUGUACAUUUUUAUCUUAAUGGGUGUUACUGAUGUUCUCAGUUUACCUCCUGACUCAGUCGAGACUCUUCUUACUUUGACAGCGAGUCUAAACACAUGUAGUAUUGUUACCAAGUACAGUUUGUGUUGGCAACACUUUCACUCUGCAGAGCUGAAAAAGGCUGUUAAAUAGUUUUGUUGAUAGACACACAGUCUAAUCUCAGAAGGGGAAAUAGUAUUAACAGUUCUUGAGAGGUGAGACUUCUGUGAGCUUCUGCCUCAACAAGAAAUCCUUUUAUUUUUUAAAACACUGUGAUUUUAACAGAUGCUUCUGAUAAACUGCAUAGAUUUUCCAUCAUCAUGUUAUAAUGACUGUAAUACAGCACAUAAAGAAAUAACAUAAGAUUGUCUUUUAACUGGAAUAUUGUAUGUACUGUAUACAUGUAUGGAUGUAUAUUUGUAAAUAGAUAUGUAUGUAUGUAUGUAUGUAUGUAUAGAGCCGUCCAGACAUAAUGUUAUCCUCCAUAACAAUGAGCAAAUGUUAAUAUAUAAAAGAACAACACAUGCUGUUAGUGAUAUUUUGAGCUCAUUGUGGAGCACUGAUUUAACCCCCCCCCCCCCAAACCUUUAUAUUAAGCAGUGCCUUCUUCUACAAAACACUGUUUUUAAAAUAUUAUGCAUGCUUACAAUUUAAUAUUUCUCACCUGCCCUGAAGAGAAUGGCACUGAACUUCUUUUUCUUAACAAGGUUGGAGACAUUUUAAGAUGUCUCUUGGUCUAAUCUGCAAUGCAUCAUUUUAAGCUCAUCUAUAUUCCUGGAUUUGUUCACGUGGAAUUUAUUCUUCUUUUCCAACACUACAGGUUUUCUUUUUUUAAACAGUUCAAAUGUGGAGCUUGAGACAGGCAAAUAACUGAUUUUGUGUUUCUUUAACCACAUCUAUGUUGAUGUGAAGUAUGUUCGGCUCAUCAUCUUAUUGAAAGCUCAGAAUAUUGGCCAGGAGGUUUUGGGUUGAAAUGUCCUGAUACUUAACACAAUUAUUCGUGCCAUAAAUCUUCACAAGAACCCCUGAAGCACCUGCUACAAAACAUCCCUGAAGAAUUCACUGCAAAAUCUGCAUAUUUUCCACUGAGCUUUUACCAAUCACCAAAACAUGCUAAAGGUGCACAUGGCCAGAAAGUCUGAUUUCCAUCUUCUCAAUUUCCAUUUUCUCAUCUGCCUGUAUCGCACAGUACCAUUUGUACUUCUGAUGAUGCUUGGUGAACUUCAGAUGUUGCAUUUCAUGAUACUCUGCAGUAGGGCUUUGUAAUGUUGUUGUGAAAGUGGGUUGAUUCUAAAUCUUCUAAAUCAACUUUUGGAUCAAAUUGUGCAAUUCUAAAACUGUGAUCUCUGGAGGUCUUUUCCUCUCCUUAACCAUCCUGCUCACUGUGUAUGGCCCUAAUUGUACUUAAUCCCUUUUUUAAUUUCUUGUCACUUUGUGAUUUGUUUGCUUUUAUGCAAAAAUGUCCUGUCAGUAAAUUUGUAAUUAAAUUUGUGAGCGAAAAUAUCAUUAUUUUCAGAAAAGUUCUAAUGUAAUAAUUUUCUUUAUGUACAAUAUACAUAAGUGUAAUAUUAAGUAUAAUAAUAUGUAUUUGUAAUAAUGUAUAAUUAUACGUAAUAUGUUGUCUUUGUUUAUAUCAUAACAAAAUAGACCUUUUUCACAAUAGUGUCAGUAUUAGGACAUAUGUACAUUUGAAAGCUCCCCUCUACUCAUUCUUUCUCCUUUUCACCUUGAGGACUCAUCUAUAAUUUAUGUAGCACCGACCUACGCAGUUUUAGAAAUGUCUCUGAGAAUAUAUUUGAUUUUUUUUUAUCAAUCUGAAUUCUUUCUUUCUUUCUUUCUUUCUUUCUUUCUUUCUUUCUUUCUUUCUUUCUUUCUUUCUUUCUUUCUUUCUUUCUUUCUUUCUUUCUCUUGUAUUCCUAAUAGAACACAGUUUCACUAGGUUCUUGUGUUCAAUGUUUGCUUUAAUGAAACGAAUAACGGUAUAAUAUAAGCAUUAUAUAAUAUUACACAGACUUGGCCUCCUUUCUCAUAAAUAUAUUGCUAUAAAAAGAAAGAUUUCUUUCAUUUUUGCCUUGUUGUUUUUACUGGCUUGUUCAAC